Messenger RNA from Frankliniella occidentalis (western flower thrips), 5906 nucleotides. RefSeq lists its product as uncharacterized. Lineage: Eukaryota; Metazoa; Arthropoda; Insecta; Thysanoptera; Thripidae. The coding region runs from base 3651 to 4106 and encodes 151 amino acids. The transcript is spliced from 3 exons. The record is from RefSeq and is a predicted model, not a curated record.
GCGGGGCUUUAAAAUCUGGUUAUAUGAGCCGGGACUGGUCAGGAAGUGCGCGUGACUCGACAGGCCUCUAGGCCACCCUGCCCGCCCACCAAACUGGUCACUUGCGGGGAGGACUCGAACCUAAGGUUCAGGACCACAUGCCAAAGCGUUGCACGGAGCGAUAGUGGAGUGCAACUUUUCACUGAUAGUAUUUUUGCCUAUUUACUUCUUUGAAUUUGGUUUGAUAGUUAUGGUUUGCUUCGUUUUAAUUUUUGGUACCGCUAAAAUAUAUUUUACGUCUCUUUCGAAAUCAUCUAAGGACAUCGACCGUUCACACAGAGCCUAGGAACCCAUGCCAAAGCGUUGCGCAGAGCGAUAGCGGAGUGUAACGCUGCAUUGACAGUCUCUUUACUGAUUUGAUGUAUUAAAUUAGGUCUGUUAGUUUAGGUUUGCUUCAUUUUAUUUAAAAGCAAAGCGGAGUGCAACGCUGCCUUAGCCCGUGUAGGAGCUACGCUUCGCUCCACCGGCAACUCGGUUCGGCAGGGACCGGGCCUAGCUUGGCCUGCCGGCUAGGGCGUUCCAUUUUAAGGAGUGAAGCCACCGAUCUAUUCGGAACGCAGCUUAAAUGAAAAUACACUUCGAGGAGUUUCCAGCGAAGGGCGCUGCGAUGUCAGGAACCAUGCGCAAGAAUGGAUUUUAGGCCUUUGUCACUUUCGCGCCAAUUAACACACGACACGAUUUUUCCCCUGCCGCGCUGCGGACGCGUGGCCGAGGCCAGGGACUCGCUGUCCUCAGCCCGAUUACUAGGCAAUACACGCAUGUAAUGCGCGUAGCCAGUUAGCCCUCUUCAGGCGUCUUCAGGCGUGUUUUUUAGAUUUUUAGACACGAAGUUGUCUUCUACUAUCGUUUUACUUUCCUACUUUACUUUACUAUCGUAUAGUCAAUUGUUUUAUAUGGCCCUUUAUGGAAAAAAAAAAUUCCUUCCUACGAUUUCCUUAAUUUUUUUUUUUAAAUAAAGAAUUUUUACAUACAACGUAGUGCGCAAAAUUUUAAAAAAAAUUACGAAACCGUUUUUUUUAAAAUUAAAGAUAAAGUUCCCGUUACCAUGGUAAUACUCGGCUCGUCAAGAGGGAGAUGGAAAUACUUUUACAUGCAACAAGUGGGCCAAGCCGAGCCAAUUCAGAGGAAAAAAGACACCUCUAAAGUCUACGUUCAAACAAUCCCUUCCUUUGCUACAAUGAUCGAAACAAGGAUGGCAAUAAGCUUUUUCAAACGCGGCCCGUCUACCGCCUUCUCACAAUAAUUGUUUGAUCGCCACGAACAUCAGACUAAUUUACAUAAUUUGGGCCCCACACGUUCGAAUCAACACUUCCUUUUCUAUAACUAUAAUAAGCAGAGAGAAAUAGCGAACUCACAUUCGAACGCCACCACCUUACCGCCUUCUUGUAAAAUGCUUAGUAUGACAUACAAACUAAAGGGAAGACCAUCCGCGCCAUUUUGGCUUUGACUUUCGAAUUUUCGAAUUUGUCUUAUUUAAUAAUUCCUGAUUUGAACCACGUAUAAAUACAGUCCAUUAACUACAAUAUGGGGUACACUAAUUGUGUUGUUCCUCGUUGCCCAAGUAAACCAGACACAGGUAUAGUAUUCAAAUCUUGGCCCAAAAGCCAGAUCCUUUCUGCACAAUGGCAGGAAUAUUUACCACAAAUUCUAACGCUAACGCGUUAAUUGCCCUAUAGAUUUUAAUUUUUACGUCGGAAUAGUCAAAAUAUUCUAUUCAAUAUUAGAUGUCGUCACAUGAUAUGAUAUUUAUUUUUAGUUAUAGGUUGGUUGUACUAAUUAGCUUCGCAUACUUUUUGCUUACUAUGAAAUAAUAUUAUUAAAAGGCGGAUCUACAGUGGUGGUUAUGAAUCAUAGUUUUUUUCUUUUAAAUAUUCCUGGGAGCCGCACCCCAGCUGCAAAGGGCGAUAGGUUGGCAGCAUUGUUAGCCGCCGCACUUUCUUUUAAAUGCGAUUUCGAAGUCAGAAGUACAGUCUUCGCUAACAAUGCCUAUCGUCGACUGAUGCUGACCGGUCGCAUUCGAAACACCGUUUAUGCUACACCUUUUUACACGGCGGCGACUUGUUAUUAUUCAAACGCGACCUCUAAAAGCAGGAAGUAUCGACGCCAGGCUCAUAUAAUUUUUGGAUAGGGUUGUACAAAGCAACAGGCGAUCGUUUCUAUUGGUCAAACUUUCCCGCGGAAAUUUGUGAUUGGCUGAAAUUUCCCUGGCUCGACUCGGCCUGCUGCUCAGCUCGUCAUUUCCAUGGAAACUUGUGGAUGCAAACUCAAAUUUCUCAAAUUUCAUCAGACAAAAUUAUAGCAAACAUAUCUAAAAAAAAUUCUAAUUUUCUAAAGUAUUUUUUAUUCAAAUUUCGAAUGAGUAACCGCAACAACCAGUCAAAACACUACAGAACAUUCACAUUCACAUUUAAAUACAUAUUGAAGAACUGAAACGCGUGAGAUUACUACUUUAAAUAUGAAAAUCUUUCUACAACACAUUAGUUGCUUACACUUCUCUCCUUUGAGAUAAACUAUUGCAUAACAAUUACAGCUACUUUUUUAGCACGUUUCAAAUUUAUUUCUAACGAUAAACUACCUUCUUGUCUACCACAAUUUGACAGAAUCGUAUUUUUUGGCCAUGUAGACAGCAUCCUCGGCGUGACCAGCCUGGAGCCGUGACUCCCACCUGCCCUGCCGCCGAAGCCCCCUCUCCCGUCCCCGCCACUCGGCAGAGAUCUGCGAUGGGCGGGCGGGCUCCGCCCGCUGCCUGAGGUGUGCGAGAGAGAGCGACAGUGAUGGGCGGUGUGCUGCGGUGCUGUGGCUUGGCGUGGUGGAGGCAGUCACUGGCCGGACAUCCGAACAGUGCCGAAGUCACCUGUGCCGGGUCCGCGCGCGCGGGUCGGCGCUGGCCGACAGCUACUCUCGCCACGCCAAAAAGUGCCGAAUGAAGCGGGCGGAGCAACCGCCCGUCUCCGGGCUCGGUCCGGGCGGCCACCCGGCCCAUCGACGAAGAGACGGGCCGGGCCGGGCGCUCUGGCGACGAGCGCUCGGUGCUGCCGGGCGGAGGCCGCCCGCCCAUCGCAAAGCUCUGCCACUCGGCUCCGCACAUGGUCGCUCCAGCUGAGGCAUUGCCACAGACGGCGCCGCUGGAGCCCCUGCUCUCCUCGAUUAAGGCCCAGCCGCAACCUGCGUCACCUGCCACCCCUCACUCACUGCCUUCGCUUAGGUCCUGCAGCCUCCUUCGACGCUGCUGUCUCUCAACGCACGAUCUAACGCAAACUGCCAAGGUCCCGCGGUUCGAUCACCCCAAAGUCCUCAACUGCAGCGACGCGACGCCUGGCAGACGCUAUGCCUACUGCUUUACAGGACGAAAAAUCACAUUUUCUCCUCUGCGAGCGACCUCCCGUUUCUCAAUAAACGCCGCUGAAGCGGCUGCUUAAGCAAUACAGCAAUUUAACAAAAACACAAUUCGCAUUUGCUUUUCCGAUAGCAAAAUUGAGCGUCAGCACACACUACAAAUAGUUAAAGUGACACGACAGACAUGAAGCUAAAACAAAAUUCACAUGUUAUAGAUAAAAAAAUAUAGAACAAAUAAACUGAAUUUUUAAAAAACAUUUUUUUUUUGGUUUCAGAUGGCAGAAGGACCUAACGCAGCACAAGAACAGACUGAAACUCAAAACUUUUUCAAAAGAUAUAACAGUGAAAACCAAAAUUCUGUUCCGACAUACAUGCCCAUUUCUAAACUUCCCCUAUUUCUUUACUUUCAAUUAACAAGUAUCGGACCGUUCACAACAAGUGUUGGUCCAACAGCAAGAGUCCAAUGUAAAAUUCAAGAUGAUCAAGAAGUUUUUUUCUUCCUCAACCGCAUUGGCUUUGCCAAAUUUACAAAUCCUGCCGAAAUUCAGUUAUUGCAAAACUGCAUAACAGAAACAUCAAGCCCUUUUGUUUUCAUAGCAAAAACUACCAGAGCACCGAGAGUUGUAUUUGUUCCAUUUUCUGAAGAAAUAAAUGAACAAUACAUCACCAAAAGUAAAGUUAGAAUUUCUAAAAUACCAGAAGGUGUUCCUAACCAAAUGAAAUUUAUUUGACACGAGCAGGUAUUGUUCUCCCACAGUAAUUAAAAGAGAAGAAGCUACAGUACAAGACAUCAAGAUGAAUACCACUAAGGCAAUAAAAAGAAGAUAAAUAUACAUUGUAACACUAUUGAACUUACCAAAAUUCAAAACCAAUAGGUCUAAAAAUUAUAUUUGGAACUUUUUUUUUUUUUGCUGUUUCUUCAGUACAAUUCCUCUUCAAAGUAGAAUCCUUAAAGCAAAAUUUUAUCAGAGUUGCUUUAUCUCUUUCCGUUAAUGAUUUAGAAAGAAUAUUUCCCUAAAUUAAUUAUUGCUGAGCGAAGCGAAGCUUUCCGGAACAGUGGACUGAGCUCUCUGGUGGACCUGGCGUGUCGUUGGUCGUGAGUCUGUCUGUCUGUGUGUGAGAAUAAACUUCUCCUCUUACGCUGUAGCCGACCGCGCUAAGAGUUAAUAUGUUUUGGAAUGGACAAAUUACGAGCUUUCUUAAUCACUAAAGAACGUGGCGAUUGAUUGUGUUUGGGACAUUUCAUUAUAAUUUGUAAUUCGAAUUAAAAGUUCAACAGUUGGCACCAGUUCGCGGCCGCGGCGCGGUGUGGCCAUUCGCCGCUAGGUAGCGCUUGGCGCAGCAGCAUGGUGCAAGUAAAGUUAGAAAGGCUCACCUCGAGUUUUUGAUACCUCCUCAACAGUGAUUCAAAUACCAGAUUGUCAAACCAAGUGUGGAAUUUAUAGGCCCCCGAGUAGGGGUGCCUAUUGCUUUCGCCCGAAAGUUUUUUUUGUUAUUCUUGACUGCUGGCCCCUUGUGGCACAGCCAAUCGUGCCCAAGCGAAUUAAUCAAAUUUGAAUGAAAAAUAGUUCAGAAAAUUUGGAAUUUUUUAAGACAUGUUUAAUGCAAUUAUGUCUGAUGAAAUAUGAGUUUGCAUCCACGCGUUUCCAUAGAAAUGACGAGCUAAGCAGCACGCCGAGUCGAGCCAGGUAGACUUCGGCCAAUCACAAAUUUGCGCGGGGAAGUUCGACCAAUGGAUUUGCUUUGUGCAACCCUACCCCAAAAAUAUUUGGCCCUGGCGUCGAUUCGAUAGUCGCGUUUGAAUAAUACUAUCGUGCCGCCGUGUAUAAAGAUGCAACACAGACGCCGUUUUGAACGCGGCCGCUGAGCGCCAGCCACGGCUUUGAUUGUUGGCUGCGACUGUAGUUCCGCCUUGUAAUAAUUUCGUUUCAAAAGGGGCGGAAAGUUUACGGAUGCAGCCAACCUAUAACUGAAAAUAGAUAUUAUGUUUUUAUCUUUAUUUAAGAUUAGGAGUGUCAACAUAUAACAUACAAUACGUCUACAUUAUACGUAUACGUUCUUUAUAUUUGAAAACAUUAUCAGUGAUCUCUUAAUCUGCUGACGCUGUGUUAGUAAUAUUUUUGAAAAGUUCACGUUACCUGUCCUGAAUGUUAUGGCGGGUGUUCAUUUAAGCCAUUUAAGCAAGCUAGCGUGGCAAACGAUCAGCAUUCUAAACUUUGAAAUAUUUAUAAUAGACAAAUUAUGUAGAAUUUUAAGUGCACAGAAAAUUAGCCACCGUAAAUAUUAAGAUUUUUAGUCUAUCAUUAAUUAAUCAGAUCAACAUAAAUUUCCUAGAUAUUUGGCUGCAGUGUACAGCAAAAUCAGUAGCUAAUGUGAAGAAUCGUAGUAUUAUUUUUCCAAAGUUAACAUUAAAAUUUAAGGGGGCCGUUAACGCGUUAGCGUUAGAAUUUUUAGUUUUAGAGUUGCGGAACUCGUCCUACAAAGUUUCGCGAGUGUCCGAUAAGAAUGAACCAAAGUAAUAUUUUGAAUGG